Messenger RNA from Ziziphus jujuba (common jujube), 1524 nucleotides. Its product is annotated as metacaspase-1. Gene Ontology annotation, molecular function: cysteine-type endopeptidase activity. The transcript is spliced from 4 exons. NCBI's taxonomy places the organism in Eukaryota, Viridiplantae, Streptophyta, Magnoliopsida, Rosales, Rhamnaceae. The coding region runs from base 105 to 1256 and encodes 383 amino acids. Gene Ontology annotation, biological process: proteolysis. The record is from RefSeq and is a predicted model, not a curated record.
UUGAGGUCCACCAAACCAACUCUCAUAAAUCAUCCCCAAAAAGCCUCUUAAAUUCCGUAUCUAGCUAGCUUUCUUUCCUCAAAAAUCUUGCAAAUUAAGCAUUCAUGGCUAGGAGAGAGAGAUGCUCUGGGUGUGGGGUGCAACUUCAGGUUCCACCUGAAGCCCAAACCAUUCAGUGUGCUAUGUGCAAUUCCAUAACCAGGGUUCGAACCACAAAUUACCCUUUGGCGCAAGCCCAAGGCUCAAUCAACCAUGCAGCCAACCGGUUCAAAACCCUAAUCAGUACAGUCAUGCCCCAUAAUAUUCCUCCUGUGAGUAGCUAUGGCUUUACGGGAGGACCUAGUUAUGGCCAUGGCUACUACCCUCCUCCACUGCCCCGGCCAGCGAUGCCUCCUCCUUCCACUCAUGGAAAGAGGAGGGCAGUGCUUUGUGGAGUUAGCUAUCUUGGCACUAGUCGCCAGAUCAAAGGAAGUGUUAAUGAUAUUAGUUGCAUGAAAUAUUUUCUUGUUGAGAAAAUGGGUUUCCCAAAUGACUCCAUACUCAUCCUUACAGAAUACGAGAAUGACCCUCUCAGGAUUCCAACAAAACAAAACAUGAGGAUGGCCCUCCAUUGGCUUGUCCAUGGCUGCCAGUCAGGUGAUUCAUUAGUCUUCCACUACUCCGGCCACGGCUCGAGACAACGAGACUACGACAUGGACGAGGUGGACGGCUUCGACGAAACGUUAUGCCCCGUGGAUUACGAAAGCCAGGGAAUGAUAGUGGACGACGAAAUCAAUGCCACCAUUGUAAGGCCACUACCAAAAGGCGCAACUCUUCAUGCGCUCAUUGAUGCUUGCUACAGCGCAACAGUCCUCGAUCUGCCAUUCCUUUGUAGGAUGAACAAGGAAGGAUACUAUGUGUGGGAAGACCAUCGAAGUCCGUCGAUUUACAAAGGAACAGAUGGUGGUUUGGCUGUUUGUAUUAGUGCUUGUGAUGAUCAUCAGACCUCUGCAGAUACCAAUGCUUUAUCCGGAAACACACUGACAGGAGCGAUGACAUAUAGCUUUAUCCAGGCAGUGCAAAAUGAACCAGGCUUAACAUAUGGAAGGUUGCUGAAUGCCAUGAGGUUUGCAAUUCGUGAAGCUAGAACUGGUAUACGCCUAAGAGGUCCUAUUGCUUCUCUCCUCAACAAAUUGAUUGGAACAGAUCUGUCUCAGGAGCCCCAAAUUUCAUCAUCUGAGAAAUUCGACAUUUACAUGAAGCAAUUUGUACUAUAAAAGUCGUUGCCUCUUUUUUACUGAUUCGUAAGUAAAAAUUGCAAGUAGAUCUGAAUUUGAAGUGAUAUGAUUAAUUGUGUUUCACUUUAUUAUUAAUUUUGUGUAAAUUCGAUAAGUAAAUUCUGUAUAUAUGUAAUUAGUUUGUUUUCAUGUAUGAAUUUGGGAAGUAUAUCAGCAGAGAAGUAGAAUAUGUCUUGUCUAGUAUGUCUACUAGAUUUUAAAAUUGAUAAAAAUUCGUAUUUCUUAUUAAUAAUUAAAAAACAAAAAA